AUGACUCGGGCUACGACGGAAUAGGAAAGUUAACCUUGUCACAGGAUUAUUCAUGCAUAACCUCAAUCAUUCAGCCGAUGCGGUCGGGACGAAAGCAAUAGAUUCAGAGCAGACAAGCGCUCCAAAUAGAUUGGGAAAGGACUUCGGCUGCCGUAAGAACGCGAACCGUAGGCUGUAAGCGGGCAACGAGCACAUGACCCGCUUGGAAACGGCUGUGUUGUUUGAACCAGUCCAUUUCCCAAGUGCUUAGUGCCUGCGGGCUAUGCGUUAACCCUUUCCGAACUGCGCCAAGGAACUAUAACUAUAAAAGUCGCGACAUGAAUAUGGAUGCAUUCGUUUUAUCACCCAUCUACAGUCCUACAGUCCUCUUCACGGGCAACUACAGUCCGCAUCCAGCUAUAAUAGAACUGACAAGCGUCAGACCUCAAUCACCUACCCCCACUACCACAGAAAUCAUCACUAUGCCGGGCAGACACGUCCACUUCAACGAGGAGAACAUCUUCUACUCUCCUGCUCCUUCAGAAUCGAGCACCUCGCCGACUCUCUCAGAGUCGUCACUACCAUCCUCAACUGGGCCAACUACGCCCCCUCAGCUGAGGGAGUUCAUCCCCUUGGGCCCCGUUACUAUUAACCCAAUUCUUGCCUACCACCCCUUCGUUUUCCCCAUCAACUAUGAUGUCUCAUAUCCACCCAAUACCGCCUCCGCUAACAUUCGCGCCUCACCUUUCAACCUUGAUUCCUACCGCCUCGCAGAGGCUGCCACCAGCCCACCCAUUCCCGUUCUCUCGCUCCAAAACGACCUCCUCCCAUGGCGCUGCGAAAUCCGCGCGUCGACAUGCUUCUAUGUCACCGUCGGGGACGUUCUCACUCAACUCUACAGCUUCCUCCGUACUCCGGGGACGCGUGAGGAGUUCAAAGCGACUCCCAGUCAGAGCAUCCGGGACACCAUAUCAGCAGUAUACCGCAAACGGUGUUCGCGUGCCUCCUCGGCUGAGGCGUACGCCGAAGAGCAGCGGAAGGGCUUGAAGCGGGUAGACUUCUUAAUGGGGCGCACUACGUUCAUGGGGCUAUCCAGCACAAAAUUGGGUCCAGAAGCGUGGGUGCUAAACCUACAAUGAGCAAUCGCCGCUAUACUAGCAGGGAAGCGAGAACGGGAGGAGUCAGCAGCAGAAUCAUUCAUUAUCCACAUCCACAUCCACAUCCACAUCCAACCACCACGCAUAUGACACGGACACAUUCCAAAAACAGAUAUCGACGACGAUUGGAGCUCAACUAUAACUUUAUCAUAUAUAACAAACUCUACUCGUCACCGUUUUUCUUAUUCUUACACUUAUAUCCCAUAUACAUUACGCACACACUUCGUCUUCGCAGUUUUUUUUCCAGCUGGUUUUUAUUGUUGUUGUAGAAUUAGUGUACCCCGGCUUGGAGGCUCAAUUUCUUGGUCGUCGCUCGUCGAUAUCCCUACGUUUGUUGUAAUGUAGAGCCUCAUCCAUACUUGUCAUAAUAUUGACGUAUCAGGAUUUUUUCACAAGAUAUCCUUGGAUACCUUUUCUUGUUAA
This is a messenger RNA of Suillus fuscotomentosus, 1559 nucleotides long. RefSeq lists its product as uncharacterized. Lineage: Eukaryota; Fungi; Basidiomycota; Agaricomycetes; Boletales; Suillaceae. The record is from RefSeq and is a predicted model, not a curated record. Bases 318 to 1118 code for a protein of 266 amino acids. The transcript has 3 exons.